Monodelphis domestica (gray short-tailed opossum) is the source of this 1758-nucleotide messenger RNA. RefSeq names its product phosphoglycerate mutase 1-like. Lineage: Eukaryota; Metazoa; Chordata; Mammalia; Didelphimorphia; Didelphidae. The record is from RefSeq and is a predicted model, not a curated record. Gene Ontology annotation, biological process: glycolytic process. Gene Ontology annotation, molecular function: intramolecular phosphotransferase activity.
UAGCAGUUGGGGCGCAUGCUCAGUCCUCCAGGCUUGAGACACUCCUGGAUCUCCCUUCCCGCCAAGCGGUUUAGCAGUAACCUCCUUAGCCACAGUCUCGAGCCUGGGCAGGUUAUGGCCACCUACAAGCUCGUGCUGAUCCGGCACGGCCAGAGCUUCUGGAACCUGGAGAACCGCUUCAGUGGCUGGUAUGACGUGGACCUGAGCCCUGUCGGGCACCUGGAGGCCCAGCGUUGCGGCCAGGAGCUGCGAGAUGCCGGCUAUGUGUUUGAUAUCUGCUUCACCUCCAUCCAGAAGAGAGCGAUCCGGACCCUGUGGAUAAUGCUAGACGUCAUGGACCAGAUGUGGCUGCCUGUAGUGAGGACUUGGCGCCUCAAUGAGCGGCAUCACGGAGAGCUGACGGGCUUAAACAAGGCAGAGCUGGCCGCUAAGCACGGGGAGGCUCAGGUGAAGAUGUGGCGCCGAUCUUACAACGUCCCACCACCUCCAAUGGAGAUCAGCCACCCCUUCUACAGCAGCAUCACCAAGGACCGCCGCUAUGCCGAUCUUACAGAGGGUCAAGUGCCUUCCUGCGAGAGCAUCAAAGACUCCACUGCUCGGGGUCUGCCCUUCUGGAAUGAGGAAAUCUUCCCCCGGAUCAGGGAAGGAAAACGUGUUCUGGUUGUAGCCCACUGCAUUUGUCUCGGAGGGAUGGUCAAAUACCUUGAGGGUCUGUCUGAAGAAGCAGCUAUGGAACUGAAUCUGCCUAAUUGCAUUCCUAUCGUGUAUGAGUUGGACAAGAAUAUGAAACCUGUCAAGCCCAUGCAGUUCCUUGGAGAUGAAGAGACCCUGCGCAAAGCCAUUGAGGCUGUGGCUGCACAAGGCAAGGCGCAGAAGUGAAAGCAAGCUACCAGUAAGCAGUGUGCCAGCAGGAGCCUUGCCCUUCCCUUCUCACUAUCCCCGCCAUGUCUAGCCCUUGCCUGCUUCAUACACGUCUGACCAUUGAUUGCCUAGGGAGCAACACCCAGCUGUGCAUAGGGGGACUGAUGAUUCAUUUUUCUCAUUUCUUCACCAUUUCAAACGAAUUCCUUUCUCUCCAUUUGCCUUUUGACUCAACCACGUUAGGGAAAAUGCCUGCUGAGUGGUUAGGAUCUGUUUGGGGAUUAGGGAUGAAGACAUAGUAAGAAGUGACCAGUGUGGGGAAUUGAAAGACCCUAAACUGUCCCAGCUAUAUCUAUGAACCAGUCCUGCCAAUAGGGCAGCCCUCUCAGGGGCUGUUGUAGGAAGCAGCCAAUAACCUAGGUGGUCAUUUUAUGAGAGUUUUGUUUGGAUCAUAUUUUCUCUCUAACCCAGGAAAAAGAACCUGGAGGUUCAGAUUAUGUCCUAAUGUUUAUUUGUUGUAGUUAUUUUCACAAAAGACCCAUUUAGUCUGUUUGUUGUUAGCAGCUUUUGAAGUUAAAAUGUCCCACCUGGUAGUCAUCAGAAUUCUUAAGCCACACCAAAAAGAGAGGAAGAGUUCCAUGAUUUCUAAAGGGGAAGAGGAGUCUAUCCACUAUGCAGUUUAUAACCCCUACUCUAUUUUGUGGCAGUGAAAUGCCCCUAGAUAGUGUUGAAAUAUGUCUCAUUGUCUAUUGCCUUCCAGCCACAUAGACCUACUACUUGGGACCUCAACAGUUUUAGCAUAAGUGCUAACCCUGUCCAUUUUUAUAUGUUGUUCACUAUAAUAAAGGAGUGAUGUUCAAUUUUAAAAAGUAAAAUAAACAUUUGUAAUUUCUGAAA